AAAUUAAUGGCCAUGAGCUCGUUUUUGAUCAACUCCAACUAUGUGGACCCCAAGUUCCCACCCUGUGAAGAGUAUUCCCACAGCGAUUACCUUCCCAAUCACUCGCCGGAAUAUUACAGCAGCCAGAGGCGAGAGAGCACUUUCCAACAUGAAGCGAUGUACCAGCCGCGGUCAGCCUGCAACGAGCAGCUCUACUCGUCCUGUCAGAGCUCCGGCCACCAAGCAGCGGUGUUAUCCCCCCGGGGUCAUGUCCAUCCUCCUGCCGGACUGCAGAGCCACCUCUCUGAGCCAAACCAUCCCUGCGAGCCGGUCACCCCCAGCCCACCACCCUCCUGCAGCCAAAACUCUCUGAACCAAAGCCCUUCCAAUUCCUCUUGCAAAGAGCCGGUAGUUUACCCCUGGAUGAAAAAAGUCCAUGUAAGCACGGUAAACCCCAGUUAUUCAGGAGGGGAACCGAAACGCUCCCGCACAGCCUACACCAGGCAGCAAGUCCUGGAGCUGGAGAAGGAAUUUCACUAUAACCGCUAUCUCACCCGGAGACGCAGGGUCGAGAUCGCCCACUCCCUCUGCCUCUCCGAGCGCCAGAUCAAAAUCUGGUUCCAGAACAGGAGGAUGAAAUGGAAAAAAGAUCACAAGUUACCAAAUACCAAGAUCAGGGCUAACCCUUCCACCUCCUCCGCAAGCCUGCAGAUCCCACAAGGAGGUUCUCAAGGCCGAUCCAGUGGACCAGCCACCAGCCUAUAA
Molecule: messenger RNA, 744 nt
Organism: Cygnus atratus (black swan)
Lineage: Eukaryota; Metazoa; Chordata; Aves; Anseriformes; Anatidae
Gene: HOXB4
Product: homeobox B4
Exons: 2
Coding region: 7-744 (245 amino acids)
Biological process (GO): embryonic skeletal system morphogenesis; anterior/posterior pattern specification; regulation of transcription by RNA polymerase II
Cellular component (GO): nucleus
Molecular function (GO): RNA polymerase II cis-regulatory region sequence-specific DNA binding; DNA-binding transcription factor activity, RNA polymerase II-specific
Source: RefSeq, a predicted model, not a curated record